UCUCGACUUGGACAAAAGACAGAGAACGAUGGAGUCUUGCCAGCAAAAGGUUAUGGAGAAGCUACUUCACGGCCAUGGGUGUGCCAGCCAGCUCAAGCUAAUCAUGGACCACCACGCCGAGUCAGAUUCGUCCAUGGAAAGGGAGGAUCUGGCCAAGUCCGUCCUCCAUUGUUUCUCGGAUGCUCUCUCCAUUUUGAUCGAUACCAAUGAUCAUAACAAAGAUGAUGAUAAAUCCAAUAACUCAUCUCCCCAAGACUCUUCACAUGUUCUUGAGAGCAGCAGGAAACCAUUUCACAAGAGGGGAAGAAAGACAUCAAUGGCGGAGAGCUCAGAUUAUCGCAGACACGAAUCCCCAAACCCGAUCUACCACGACGGCUUUCUUUGGAGGAAAUACGGACAAAAGCAAAUCAAAGAAUCGGAUCACCAAAGGAGUUACUACAAGUGUGCGUACACAAACGACCAGAAAUGCGAAGCAAAGAAGCAGGUUCAAAUGAUCCAAAACAACCCUCCAUUGUACUCAACCACUUACUUCGGCCGCCACACAUGUCAGCUUCAUCAAGCAUUUGAAACUUUUCCCAUUGACACCUCAGAUCUCCAAGAUUCACGCAUGAUUCGAUUUGAUAACCCAGAUUCCUCUACCCAUCAACAUCAAAAUCAGAUAAUUCAUCACAAAGUUGAACAAAUGAUGCCCUCUGAGAAAGCAGAAGAGUGGUCGUCCCCAUCUGAGUAUAUGUCCUCCGAGGUUGCCUACGCGGUGGAGGCUUUCGGGUUUAACCCUGCUCGCACAUCAAGUGACUUAUCAUGACCAUAUAUAAUACCCUUCCCGUCGCUAUCAUCAGCAUCUAAAGCUUCUUUAGUUAUUUGUUUCCUCAUAAUAUCCUUCCUAUAGUAUAACCCCUGUUACUUUUUUUUGUGUGUUUUGCAUCUCAUGUAUUUGCCUACCUCUACUUUGAACUUUUAUUUUGAGUUUAAUAUUAAUCAGCUUUAAUAACGCA
Molecule: messenger RNA, 995 nt
Organism: Brassica oleracea var. oleracea
Lineage: Eukaryota; Viridiplantae; Streptophyta; Magnoliopsida; Brassicales; Brassicaceae
Product: probable WRKY transcription factor 62
Exons: 3
Coding region: 29-805 (258 amino acids)
Biological process (GO): regulation of DNA-templated transcription
Molecular function (GO): sequence-specific DNA binding; DNA-binding transcription factor activity
Source: RefSeq, a predicted model, not a curated record